AUGGCGCACCAUAAGGAGAGGAUGGCGCACCAUAAGGAGAGGAUGGCGCACCAUAAGGAGAGGAUGGCGCACCAUAAGGAGAGGAUGGCGCACCAUAAGGAGAGGAUGGCGCACCAUAAGGAGAGGAUGGCGCACCAUAAGGAGAGGAUGGCACACCAUAAGGAGAGGAUGGCGCACCAUAAGGAGAGGAUGGCGCACCAUAAGGAGAGGAUGGCGCACCAUAAGGAGAGGAUGGCGCACCAUAAGGAGAGGAUGGCGCACCAUAAGGAGAGGAUGGCGCACCAUAAGGAGAGGAUGGCGCACCAUAAGGAGAGGAUGGCGCACCAUAAGGAGAGGAUGGCGCACCAUAAGGAGAGGAUGGCGCACCAUAAGGAGAGGAUGGCGCACCAUAAGGAGAGGAUGGCGCACCAUAAGGAGAGGAUGGCGCACCAUAAGGAGAGGAUGGCGCACCAUAAGGAGAGGAUGGCGCACCAUAAGGAGAGGAUGGCGCACCAUAAGGAGAGGAUGGCGCACCAUAAGGAGAGGAUGGCGCACCAUAAGGAGAGGAUGGCGCACCAUAAGGAGAGGAUGGCGCACCAUAAGGAGAGGAUGGCGCACCAUAAGGAGAGGAUGGCGCACCAUAAGGAGAGGAUGGCGCACCAUAAGGAGAGGAUGGCGCACCAUAAGGAGAGUAUGGCGCACCAUAAGGAGAGUAUGGCGCACCAUAAGGAGAGUAUGGCGCACCAUAAGGAGAGUAUGGCGCACCAUAAGGAGAGUAUGGCGCACCAUAAGGAGAGUAUGGCGCACCAUAAGGAGAGUAUGGCGCACCAUAAGGAGAGUAUGGCGCACCAUAAGGAGAGUAUGGCGCACCAUAAGGAGAGUAUGGCGCACCAUAAGGAGAGUAUGGCGCACCAUAAGGAGAGUAUGGCGCACCAUAAGGAGAGUAUGGCGCACCAUAAGGAGAGUAUGGCGCACCAUAAGGAGAGUAUGGCGCACCAUAAGGAGAGUAUGGCGCACCAUAAGGAGAGGAUGGCGCACCAUAAGGAGAGGAUGGCGCACCAUAAGGAGAGGAUGGCGCACCAUAAGGAGAGGAUGGCGCACCAUAAGGAGAGGAUGGCGCACCAUAAGGAGAGGAUGGCGCACCAUAAGGAGAGGAUGGCGCACCAUAAGGAGAGGAUGGCGCACCAUAAGGAGAGGAUGGCGCACCAUAAGGAGAGGAUGGCGCACCAUAAGGAGAGGAUGGCGCACCAUAAGGAGAGGAUGGCGCACCAUAAGGAGAGGAUGGCGCACCAUAAGGAGAGGAUGGCGCACCAUAAGGAGAGGAUGGCGCACCAUAAGGAGAGGAUGGCGCACCAUAAGGAGAGGAUGGCGCACCAUAAGGAGAGGAUGGCGCACCAUAAGGAGAGGAUGGCGCACCAUAAGGAGAGGAUGGCGCACCAUAAGGAGAGGAUGGCGCACCAUAAGGAGAGGAUGGCGCACCAUAAGGAGAGGAUGGCGCACCAUAAGGAGAGGAUGGCGCACCAUAAGGAGAGGAUGGCGCACCAUAAGGAGAGGAUGGCGCACCAUAAGGAGAGGAUGGCGCACCAUAAGGAGAGGAUGGCGCACCAUAAGGAGAGGAUGGCGCACCAUAAGGAGAGGAUGGCGCACCAUAAGGAGAGGAUGGCGCACCAUAAGGAGAGUAUGGCGCACCAUAAGGAGAGGAUGGCGCACCAUAAGGAGAGGAUGGCGCACCAUAAGGAGAGGAUGGCGCACCAUAAGGAGAGGAUGGCGCACCAUAAGGAGAGGAUGGCGCACCAUAAGGAGAGGAUGGCGCACCAUAAGGAGAGGAUGGCGCACCAUAAGGAGAGGAUGGCGCACCAUAAGGAGAGUAUGGCGCACCAUAAGGAGAGUAUGGCGCACCAUAAGGAGAGUAUGGCGCACCAUAAGGAGAGUAUGGCGCACCAUAAGGAGAGUAUGGCGCACCAUAAGGAGAGUAUGGCGCACCAUAAGGAGAGUAUGGCGCACCAUAAGGAGAGUAUGGCGCACCAUAAGGAGAGUAUGGCGCACCAUAAGGAGAGUAUGGCGCACCAUAAGGAGAGUAUGGCGCACCAUAAGGAGACUAUGGCGCACCAUAAGGAGAGUAUGGCGCACCAUAAGGAGAGCAUGGCGCACCAUAAGGAGAGUAUGGCGCACCAUAAGGAGAGUAUGGCGCACCAUAAGGAGAGUAUGGCGCACCAUAAGGAGAGUAUGGCGCACCAUAAGGAGAGUAUGGCGCACCAUAAGGAGAGUAUGGCGCACCAUAAGGAGAGUAUGGCGCACCAUAAGGAGAGUAUGGCGCACCAUAAGGAGAGUAUGGCGCACCAUAAGGAGAGUAUGGCGCACCAUAAGGAGAGUAUGGCGCACCAUAAGGAGAGUAUGGCGCACCAUAAGGAGAGUAUGGCGCACCAUAAGGAGAGUAUGGCGCACCAUAAGGAGAGUAUGGCGCACCAUAAGGAGAGUAUGGCGCACCAUAAGGAGAGUAUGGCGCACCAUAAGGAGAGUAUGGCGCACCAUAAGGAGAGUAUGGCGCACCAUAAGGAGAGUAUGGCGCACCAUAAGGAGAGUAUGGCGCACCAUAAGGAGAGUAUGGCGCACCAUAAGGAGAGCAUGGCGCACCAUAAGGAGAGUAUGGCGCACCAUAAGGAGAGUAUGGCGCACCAUAAGGAGAGUAUGGCGCACCAUAAGGAGAGUAUGGCGCACCAUAAGGAGAGUAUGGCGCACCAUAAGGAGAGUAUGGCGCACCAUAAGGAGAGUAUGGCGCACCAUAAGGAGAGUAUGGCGCAUAAGGAGAGUAUGGCGCACCAUAAGGAGAGUAUGGCGCACCAUAAGGAGAGUAUGGCGCACCAUAAGGAGAGUAUGGCGCACCAUAAGGAGAGUAUGGCGCACCAUAAGGAGAGUAUGGCGCACCAUAAGGAGAGUAUGGCGCACCAUAAGGAGAGUAUGGCGCACCAUAAGGAGAGUAUGGCGCACCAUAAGGAGAGUAUGGCGCACCAUAAGGAGAGUAUGGCGCACCAUAAGGAGAGUAUGGCGCACCAUAAGGAGAGUAUGGCGCACCAUAAGGAGAGUAUGGCGCACCAUAAGGAGAGUAUGGCGCACCAUAAGGAGAGUAUGGCGCACCAUAAGGAGAGUAUGGCGCACCAUAAGGAGAGUAUGGCGCACCAUAAGGAGAGUAUGGCGCACCAUAAGGAGAGUAUGGCGCACCAUAAGGAGAGUAUGGCGCACCAUAAGGAGAGUAUGGCGCACCAUAAGGAGAGUAUGGCGCACCAUAAGGAGAGUAUGGCGCACCAUAAGGAGAGUAUGGCGCACCAUAAGGAGAGUAUGGCGCACCAUAAGGAGAGUAUGGCGCACCAUAAGGAGAGUAUGGCGCACCAUAAGGAGAGUAUGGCGCACCAUAAGGAGAGUAUGGCGCACCAUAAGGAGAGUAUGGCGCACCAUAAGGAGAGUAUGGCGCACCAUAAGGAGAGUAUGGCGCACCAUAAGGAGAGUAUGGCGCACCAUAAGGAGAGUAUGGCGCACCAUAAGGAGAGUAUGGCGCACCAUAAGGAGAGUAUGGCGCACCAUAAGGAGAGUAUGGCGCACCAUAAGGAGAGUAUGGCGCACCAUAAGGAGAGUAUGGCGCACCAUAAGGAGAGUAUGGCGCACCAUAAGGAGAGUAUGGCGCACCAUAAGGAGAGUAUGGCGCACCAUAAGGAAGAGUAUGGCGCACCAUAA
Messenger RNA from Closterium sp. Naga37s-1, 3708 nucleotides. The record is from the annotation of a GenBank genome assembly. NCBI's taxonomy places the organism in Eukaryota, Viridiplantae, Streptophyta, Zygnematophyceae, Desmidiales, Closteriaceae.